This is a messenger RNA of Episyrphus balteatus (marmalade hoverfly), 5911 nucleotides long. It is a transcript of the gene su(sable), whose product is annotated as protein suppressor of sable. Gene Ontology annotation, molecular function: metal ion binding; RNA binding. Gene Ontology annotation, biological process: negative regulation of DNA-templated transcription. The transcript is spliced from 11 exons. Bases 775 to 5424 code for a protein of 1549 amino acids. Gene Ontology annotation, cellular component: nucleus. The record is from RefSeq and is a predicted model, not a curated record. NCBI's taxonomy places the organism in Eukaryota, Metazoa, Arthropoda, Insecta, Diptera, Syrphidae.
UUCAACACACACACAUGCAUUCCAUAUUCGUGUUUUCUUCUAAUACGCCACGUCCUCAAAAUAAUUUCAAAUAAAUUUUUAGUCGAGGUGACAACGGCCCUCUUAUUUCGUCAUCUUCUCAUUCAAGUAGAAAUCUUUGAACAAUUCAUAACACAAAAGCAUAUAUGAAGUAAAAAGCAAAAACAAAAAAAAUCUCAAAUUGAUUAUUUUUCGCCUGUUAAAAAAAAAAAUAUAAUAUAAUACCUUUUAUUUAAAUGGACACAUACAUAUACUUUUAACUGAAGUAUAUAUAUAUAUACAAAGAAAGGUCCAAUAUACAUAUGAGUUUAUUGCAACAAAAAAACGUCCAUGAAUCCAUAUGUAUAUGUUAUAAGAACAAAAAAAAUAGGAAAAGUUAAAAAUCUGCGAAAAAUAUAGACAAUACCUAGUAUAUACGUAUAUAUGCGAGUACAUGUUCUUUUCGGGAAAUAUAUUAUGUAUAAAAUAUAUAUAUGUAUAUGUAAAUGUUAUGCCGUGAAAUUCAAUGAUGCAGCAGAAACAGAAAAUGAAAUCCGUUGAUAUUGAUAUGAUGGGAGAUCAUAUUUUAUGUUUUAAAGUUAGAAAGUGCGAUAAUCUAGAAAAAAUGAAAAAGAAACCGAACAUAUAAUGCGACUCAAUACAUUUUAAAAUCAAAAGAAGAAGAAGAAAAAAAGAAAUCAAAGAAAUAUAUACCAUCCAUAAAUACAAGAAAUUAUAAAUUCUAAAGACAAGAAAAAAACAAAACAAAUAAUAACAAUGUCCGAAGAUCAAGCAGCAGCACCACCAGCUGCAGAAGCAGCAAUAGAAAUAGCAGUUACAGAGGAAUCAGAAGAAAAAAAUAACAGUAUUAUAAUAACUGAAGACGAGGUAGAAGUAAUUAAGUCUGAAAAUGCAAUUGCACCAAAAUCUGCAGCACAAGAUGAUGUCGAUGAUGAUUUGGAAGAUGGUGAAAUUGAUGACGACGAUGACAAUGAUGAACCAAUUGUUGUUAUGGAUUCAAAAAUUAUUGGAGCCACCCCACCCGCAGCUCCAAUACCAAUUGUUACAAAUAAAGUGCAGCCACAAGCGUUGCCUGCUAAAAAUAUGAUGAUGAUGGACAUGAUAAAUGACAAAAAAUCUAAAACCAAACCAAGCAAACAUGAAAUUGUCGAUGUAGAUGACUUUGCUGGUACAAUUGAAAGCGCCAUAGCAGCAGCUUUAAAGAAAGAUGGUAUAAAUCCACCAAUGCCAAAAAUCUUAGAAUCCCGUGAGGAAAGCGACAAAAAAGGUGACAAAGAAUCAGCAUUAUCGAAAAGUAGUCGAAGGAGAAAACGAAGGAAGCUCCGUGAUGAUCGAGAAAAGGAUAAAGAUAAGAAGAAACAUCGAGGUUCAUCACCUGAUACUACCAAGGCAGCAGCUUUGGCGGCUGCGGCUGCAGCAGCUAUUGAAGACGAACUCCUUGAUGACGAUGAAAUGCUUUGCGUUCGUGGCGGUAGUCCCCCACCAGCCGGAUUAUUACCAAUUCUUCCACCGAUGGAUCCAAGUGCAUCCAAAAAGGAUCUCUAUGAUUCUGAUGAUUCGUAUACGUCAUACGAUAGUUAUGAUUCAGCUCCCAACUACCAACGAUACUCUUCGUCGCGAAAAAAGGAUUCCAAUGCAGGCGGGUCGUCAAGCUCGCGAUCAUCAAAACGCAAAGAACGUAACCGAAGAGAUGAUGAGCGCCGUUCAGAGAAGAGAAGUCGACGAAACUAUGAUGAAUCUGGUGGAGAAGAUAAAUAUCAGGAUCGCCAUCCGCAACAACCACGCAAGCUAGAACUGUGUAAGUUCUAUUUAAUGGAAUGUUGUGCCAAGAAAGAUAAAUGUUCGUACAUGCAUUCGGAUUUUCCUUGCAAAUAUUACUACCUUGGUAUGGAGUGUGUAUACAGGGCAGCAUGUAAAUUUUCACAUGGCAAGCCGCUAUCUGAUCAAUUGCGAAAUGUUCUUCUCAAACAUCUUGAGACCGCUCCCAAAGAGAUUCUUGGAACAUUUCGCAGAAUAAGUCGUGAAAAUGCACUCAAUCUAAUGAUGGCAACACAUGAUAAAAUUUGCCAAGAACAUGGUGUUGAAAAUACUAUGACACCACCAACCGCAACUACACAAUCGGUUGUACAGUCACAAGCAGGAAUGAGAAACAAUGAUCACACACAACAGCAACAACAAGAACAAAAACAACAACAACAACAACAAAAUCAACGCCAACAGAGCCAGCAGCAGCAACCACAACAACAGCAGCAACAAUCUGAAGUCAUUCCAUCACUGCUUGAUAUGGUUAUCAAAGGACCAAGUGGUGAUCCCCAAGCAACAACUUCAAUUGCUGCCUCACUAGGAGCUGCAUUGAAUCUAAAUAAGACAGAAAAACAGCGAAAAUCACGUUGGUGUGAUUCAGCUUCAGUUUCAGCUAAUUCAGUUGCUUCCACUGCUGCUGCUAUUCUUAAACAGACAAAUCUUGAGCCACCGUCAUCCAGUGCACCUAGUUAUUUAGAUUUGAAAAAUCUUACAGGAAUCCUAUCACCUGACCGCAUUGAAAAACUUUCAAAAUUCGGUGUCGUCAAUUUAGAACAAAUUAAUCAGCUAACUUUGAGUCAGCUAAAUAACAUUGGGCUAACUAUAAAUGAAAUAAGUGAAAUCCAGCUUAAUGCCAGAAACAUGGCUAGGCUUGGUGUUGGUGGGGUGGGAAUGCAUGGAGAUGUUGGGCCAAAUAAUACAAAUACACCAGCAUCAGGUGCACUACCACCAAGUCAAGAUGUUGAUAUGCGUUUUCUCCCUAGUUGUUUGCCAUUAACAACCACAACAAUAACAACGUCAACAGUAACUUCAGAUAAAUCAAUGACCGAUAUUGGAUUGUCCUCACCGGAUCCACCACAAUCCAAAUCUAGACUAUCUCCUCCACCACUUCCUUCUACUCAAUCGGGAACAAAUUCUUCUUCAGAUACACAUUUAGGAACAAGUAAUAUCAGUGGCAUAGAUUAUUCUCAAUAUUUGAGAGAUUCAAAUUUGGGUUAUGAUAAAAAUGAUAUGUUGGACGAUGAAAAAGAUGAAGAACAACUUGUAAUAGACGAUCAAGAUUUAGAGGGAUUGGAUGAUAGUUCACAAACACACGAUCAUGAGAUUAAAAACGGUUCAGAUAAUGAAUCGAAAGGAUCAUAUGGAUAUGGUGUUGCCACAGAUGCAAAUGAUACACGUCUUCCUCCUACAAUUCACAUAUCUGAAAAACUACAAAACAUCCUUAAAGAUCCAAGUAAUGUUUACACAGUGAAUAUGUCGGAUCUUGUUAAAUCGAAGGAAAAUUCAUCCGAUAAAAUCAAUAAUCCAUCCGAUUUAAAACCAAAUUCAAUGCAUUAUCAUGAUAAGAAGGAUGAUCAUGAUAAUGAUAAUGAUGAUUUGGAUAAUUUCUAUGGUAAAAAAAUGAAAUCUAAAAGCCGAGAUUGGCGCGAUACAGAUUCACGUGACGAUUAUCGAGAUGCAAAGCAUAGAGAAACAACACGCGAUGAAUAUCGUGAUCCAAGGCAGCAACAUCAUCAUCAUCCUCAUCAUCAUCCACCAGAACCUAAAGAUGAGUAUCGCGAUCCAAGAUUAAUGACCUCGUCUAGAACAUCAUCGACAUCAGCUGAUAUAAAUAAAGGAAGGAAAUCAUCAUAUGCAUAUAAGUCAACAGUUCGAAGUGAUGAUGAUAGUGAUCGUGAUCGUUCAGAUUCACGGUCACGUUCACGAUCACCACGAUCUCGUUCUCCAACACCACAAUCACAUCAUCAUACUAAUAAGGCAGAACGUUUUCAACCGCUCUAUGAACGCCCAAGCAUGUACGAUUGGACACCAAAAUGUUUGCAAGAAGAUCAAGAUUAUAGCAGAAGAAAUACAAAGGCUGAUAAGGAUAUGAGACUGUCGGGAUUUCUUGAUAGUUCGAAUAGUGAUAUAGAUUUAAGGCUACCAUUUCAACCAGUUAAGAAUAUACAAAUUGCUAAAGAGAUUGAUGGCUCAAUGUCCACACUUAUGCCAAUAACAUAUAAAGUGUAUGAACUUGAUGUUCCAGAUCCAAAAUAUAGUGAUUUGCGACAGAGUUUUCAAUCAGAAGAUACAGCCGAUCCAAGACUACGACGUAUACUCGGUUUGCCAGAGUUGUCAAAUUCAAAGGCAUUAGCAGGAUUAGGACGGCCCAGUCGUCCAACUAUUGCAUCACCAUCUAGCGUCGAAUCUUCGUCAUCGCCGACACGAAGCGAAAGGGAAAAGGAAAGAGAAAGAAUAUCGGCUCCCGUCCCAACAGCAACACGCGGUCCUCGAAUCGAUCCACGACGUGCAGCCGCUGCAGCAGCAUCAGCAGCUACAGCAACCAAUGUUUCUUAUCAAGCACAAGUUCCUCAACUACCAGCUGGAAAUCCACAGCAAAAUAUCGAAAUACGGUUGUUACUUCAAAAAUCCGAUUGGUACAAGAAUUUGAACUCAAAAGCCAAGAUAAUGGUGAAUCAACAAUUGGCAUUGGUUUCAACCGAAUUAAAGAGAUACCAUCAAGAUCCGUCGGCAAACAAAGUCUUUGACAUACAAUUUAUUGUCAAUAAUCAAAGUCUUCAGGAGAUUCUUACAUGUCUGGGAAUUUAUAUUGACGAUAAUGGACAAGUAGCACAUGUUGAGAAUGAUAAUGAUAAUAUGAUGAUGGGUGGUGGUGGUAUGGGUAUGGGACCCGGCAUGGAUUAUGGAAGUGCUGCAAAUCAAAUGAUGAUGAUGAAUGAUUCAAAUUUAAAUGUGCAGCAAAGAAUGGCAAUGCAAAAUCAAAUGGAAUUUCUGCGUGGCCCUCCUCCUAAUAUGAAUAAUAUGAUGGGACCAAUGGGUCCAGGAGGAGGUGGUCCUGGAGGACAAGGUAUGUAUGGUGGGCCAGGAAAUAUGAUGCCUCCCUACGGCCGAAACCCAAGAAUGGGUAUGGGAAUACCACCUGGUAAUGGCGGUGUGGGUGGGGGUGGGGGUGGCACUGGUGGAGUUGGGUUCAAUCCAUUUGCAGGAAAUCCCGGUGAUAAUAAUGGUAGUGGAGGUGGUGGAUUAAUGGACCCCAAUUAUUGUGGUCCCAAUAAUCCAUAUUCAAAUAAUUUUGUUCCAAAUGGGGGAAAUUUUGGUAAUCAACAAAUGAAUCGUGGUAAUAAUAGAAAUCAGAACCGUCAAGGUGGUGGAGGCAUGAUGAUGAACAAUGGAAACAAUCGAAACCAGAAUAGUCAAAAUAGAAGAAUGUUUGAUAAAAAUCGACGCGGUGGUGGAGGUAAUAGAGUUGGUGGCAUGGGAAAAUCUAAUUCUUUAGGAGGUGCUGAUCCUCAUGUCCCAACGCUCGAAAUCAAUACAAAUACUACCGGCGUCAAUCAAAGUGCUAAUGCCGCCGAUGAUGUUGAGGAAUCAUGGGAUGAUUAAUCUAAUUGUAAUGCAAAUCCACUAAACUAAUCGUUUUACAUAAAUUUUAAUCCAAUAAUUGUGAAUACAAAAAAUAAAUAAUUGUAAUAAGUGUGUUUAAGCAAACAUUUUAAGCAAAACCUUAAAAAACCUAUUUGUUAAAAUAUUUUUAGUUUUAAUUAAUUUAAAAUAUAGGUAUUCUUCUCAUUAUUAGAUUAUAAACUUAGUAUUUGUUUUUAUAUAUAUAUUUUUUUUUACAAAAUAAUAAAAAAAAAAACAAACAAAAUACAUACAUAUACACAACUAGGUUAUAGAAUUUGCUAUUAAAAUUAACUUUUCGUUUUUAAGAAUAUCCCUUUGUUUUAAGAUGAAAAAAUAAUUAAUAAAAAAAAAAGUUUAACUCAUAUUUAACAUGAAGAUUUAAUUUAAGAUUACGAAUAUAUUUUUUUAUUUGAUAUAGUAAAAUGUAAUUUAAAGUCUUAAAAUAUAAAUGUAGUUAACAAAAAAA